ACGGUGUCGAGAGAAGGCGCGGCACAGGCAAACGCGUGCGAGGCCAUCUCAAAAUAGCCGUCUCUGUUUACAUUUAUAUAUGACGUCUUUCAUCAUCAUCCCGUAAAAGAGGAGAAAAAAAACAAAUAUGUGUAUCUGAAUUUAGAAACCAAGGUAUAUGUCUCUGUGUCGUACCUUUGACUGGCUAAGUGUGCAGAAGUGAGUGCUCGUCUCUGCGUUCAAGUCGCUCAUUAAUUGCAAAGGUAAUAGGAAACCUCUACGGCAGGGCAACGGACUCCUUCAAUCGCGGGAGAAAUGGACACGAGUCGUAGGUUUAAGGACAAGCCGAGAGGACACAGGGACACGCCCAGGCUCGUCUUCGGGCGGUGUCUCUGCCUCUCUCUAAGGGCGGGGGUCAUCAUCAUCGCUUCGCUGGAGAUUUGCAUCAUCGGCCUCGGGUUGUUCGCAGUCAUCCUGUUCGAGGCAACGGGACAAGACAGUGAGACCCCCGUGUCGGGUAGUGUCGUGGUGAUCCUCUCCGGGCUGGCGCAGUUUCUCGUGUCUUGUUUGCUGCUGCAUGGAGCCAGAAAGCGCCGAGCCGGACCAAUCCAAGUGUGGCUGGCCGUGAGAUGCGUGACGCUCAUGCUCGAGGUGAUGCUGUGGAUGCUGCGGGAGCUUAUUGAUCAGCGCUUCGGGAUUUUCAUCUUCCUCACACUGGUGUUCCUCCUCACGCUCCUCAACAUCCUCGUCGUGAGGUCCUACCUGCACAAUAUGCAUGAAGCGGAAGAUGGGUUGGCUGACACCGAUGACGUCAUAAAGGACAUCGUGCCAACGCAGGAAGUCAGCAGCGACGUCGUGUUGACAUGUGACGUCAGCAGAUCCAUUGUGCCAAUACAGGAAUAUAAAGGAGUCAUCACUAGGUUUUAGAAGGGUGGAUAGGGAGAGAGAACGAGAAGAGGGAGAGAGAGAUAGGAAGAGGAGAGGAAAAGGGAGAUGAGAAAAGAGGGAGGGGGAUACAGGAAGAGAAAAGGGAAAGGGAGAGGUAGAUGGGAAGAGAAGAGAGAGGGAGGGGUGGAGAGAGAGGGACAGAGAGACAGAGAAUGAGAAAGAGGGGGAAAAGAGAGAAAAGUAAAGGGAGGAAAACAAUAAAAACAAACAUGAAAGUAAAAUUUUAGUGACAAAUAUUAAAGUAAAAUGUUCAAUAGAAAAGAAAGCUUUUGUAUUUGUUAUUUCCGAUCCAUUUUUCUUGGUACUUGCAUGUUAUUUUCCAUGAAAUUAUUGUUGUUUCAAUAUUACAAUCAUUAUUGUUAUUAUUAUUACUAGUUUUGUUGUGAUAAUCAUUAUUAUCGUUAUUGAUAUUAUUAUUAUAAUUAUUGUUAUUAUAUACUUCAGUGACGCAGGCAAUGUGAUAUAUUUUGCAAUAGGAAAAGAAAUU
Molecule: messenger RNA, 1414 nt
Organism: Penaeus indicus
Lineage: Eukaryota; Metazoa; Arthropoda; Malacostraca; Decapoda; Penaeidae
Exons: 6
Coding region: 295-906 (203 amino acids)
Source: RefSeq, a predicted model, not a curated record